Sabethes cyaneus is the source of this 4937-nucleotide messenger RNA. It is a transcript of the gene lqfR, whose product is annotated as telomere length regulation protein TEL2 homolog. Gene Ontology annotation, cellular component: plasma membrane; clathrin vesicle coat; endosome. Gene Ontology annotation, molecular function: phospholipid binding; clathrin binding. The record is from RefSeq and is a predicted model, not a curated record. Bases 488 to 4729 code for a protein of 1413 amino acids. The transcript is spliced from 6 exons. NCBI's taxonomy places the organism in Eukaryota, Metazoa, Arthropoda, Insecta, Diptera, Culicidae. Gene Ontology annotation, biological process: endocytosis.
AGCAGGCAGCGGAGUUGUUGCUUGACGGACGGUAAAUUCCUUUGCUUUUUCUCCGGUAAAAUUGUGCAAUUCCGUCACCUGUUUCACGCAGACCGUUUGCGGGAGGUGUAAAGAUUCUUUUGUGCGUGGAAGUUUUUUGAAAUUCGUACGGAAAAGAUCAGAAAGUGAUACCCAGAAUUGGAAAAGUAAUUUUCUUGCUAUUCGCCAUCGCCAAGAGUGCGUUUAGGAGCGAUUACGUGUGUGUGUGCCACUGAGGAAUCGGCGAGAGAGAGGAAGUGACUUGCUGGAAGUUUUUUUUUCUGGUUCUACGGCUACUCGCGUUUUUGGCGAGUAAUUGUGUUUGUGGAUGUAACGUUCCAUCAAGGAAACUCGACGAAGACAAAGCUGUAAAACGUCAGAAGCUGUGCUUGUUAUUAAUUUUUAAGGAAGAUAUUUUGAUUGUGAUUUUACUGGCUUCGGCUCAAAACGGUGCCCUCGAGCAAGCAAAAUGGAUAAGUUCAUCAGUAUGUGGAAAGUGCGAGAACUCGCUGAUAAAGUGACGAAUGUUGUGAUGAACUACACGGAAAUAGAGGGCAAAGUACGCGAGGCAACCAACGACGAACCGUGGGGACCGACCGGUCCACUGAUGCAAGAAUUAGCCCAUGCCACUUUCACCUACGAACACUUUCCGGAAGUGAUGUCGAUGCUGUGGAAACGGAUGCUGCAGGACAACAAGAGCAACUGGCGACGAACAUAUAAGAGUCUGCUAUUGCUAAACUACCUAGUGCGUAAUGGUUCCGAGCGGGUGGUGACCUCAUCCCGAGAGCACAUCUACGAUCUGCGAUCGUUGGAAAACUAUACUUUUGUGGAUGAAAACGGCAAGGAUCAGGGUAUCAAUGUGAGGCACAAAGUGCGCGAGCUAAUUGAUUUCAUUCAAGACGACGAUAAGCUUCGAGAGGAACGCAAAAAAGCGAAGAAAAACAAAGAUAAGUACAUCGGCAUGAGUUCGGAAGCGAUGGGUGGAGGCAUGAGGUAUGGCGGCGGUGGCGGUGGAGCAGACUAUGGUGGUUAUCGAGACAGUUGGGACAGCCGACGGACGGAAGACCGGGGAUACAACGAAGGACGGGAUCGGUACGAGUACGACUAUCAGUAUGACGGAGAGCGGGAAGAUUCGGACACGGAAUCGAACGGACCCUCUUCCAAUAGGUACUAUGAUAAAGAGCGUUCAAAGAGCCCUGCAACGCGCCAGUCAUCUGCCCUCUCGACGCAAUCGGCCGCGGGUUCUACCACGACGACUUCCACUGGAUCGGCCAUGCAUCAGAGCGAGAAGAAAAUCAACCUCAACAUUAAAACGCCAUCGGCGGCUGCCGCCACCGUCGUCAAAGCGAACGCUGCUGCCGCAACCAAGAGCGCCAAGAAAAUCGAUAUGGGAGCAGCCAGUAACUACGGUAAACAGACAGAUCUAGGCAUCAAUUCGCCAACGCACCGAAAUACCCACGCUGAGGAGAUAAUCGCAACCACCGAUAGCAGCGGGAAGGCGCGCAGUGGGGAAAUUUUGGACGACCUUUUCAAAACCUGUCCGGGAUCUCCGGAAGGACCCGCUAGCGGUGCGCGUUCGACCGAACUGGAUGACUUCAAUCCUAGGGCCGACGAUGUUGCUGCCGAUUUCGGAGAUUUCGAAUCUGCCUUUGGGAGUGCCAAGAAACCGACGACGACGACGACGACGGCUAAGACUGGGGACGAUUUCGCAGAUUUUGCAUCGUUCGGUACUGCCGUUCCGCUGGCGGCAGCCGCCCCAACGAGUGAACUGCUCUUCAGCGGAAUGCCAGCCGCUGGUGGAAUGAAUAUGUUUGCUCCAGUACAGCAGCAGCAGCAACAACAGCAACAGCCAGCUAGCAUUACGAACGAUUUGCUAUCGGAUUUGAGCGGUUUGAACCUUGGAAGCACAAAUGUUCCUAUCGAGAGCGGAAAUCAACUGCUAAAAAGCUGCUACCGAUCGCUGAUGGAGUUGCUACAGACGGUGCCACAAAUUCGCUCCGAAGAACAGCUACUAUCAAUUCGAGCGAGCUUGGAUGAACUGACGGAAUGUCUGCCUGGACCUAGGACUCCGGAACAGUUGCUAGGAAUUGAUUAUUGUGACGAUAAAGAACAGUGGCUCAAGUUUGCUUCGCAAGAAUAUCCUGAUCUAUUGACAGAGUUAGUGACCAGAUUUGAUCAACAAUUUCCAGGCCAAGAUGAUGCCUUAGACAGACGAAUUUGGAGGAUUUUUAGCUUGGAUCACAACCAUGCAUUCAUCGUUGAAGCACUGCAGAUGUUAACUUCCAGUGAGUAUUUGAGCAAGAACCGAGCGGUAUUUGUUCAAAUAUUAACUGGCUUACUGCAGGACGAUGAGUAUUUGGCUAUCUGUUUUAUCGAGCUUAGUUUGAAGGGAUCCAACGAGAACGGAGCGAGAAAGUACGACCGGCAAAUCAGAUAUGACCAGCUGGUCAGCAUUCUAACUGGCAUACCGAACAAACUGGCAAACGUUCUACAACGGGAGACACCGGAAAUGUUCCUUCCAGCUAAGUUCAGUCAACUUCUUUUUCAACAAAUCUUAAAAGCAAUCAACGCCUUGACCCAAAUUUGUCAAUUGCACGAGCAUCAGAAAUGGGACACAAGUUUUCUCUCGAAACUUCUAAGUAAAGUUAUUACCGAUUACAACCUUGAAAAAAGUUCUCCUCAUAUGCAAGUUACUUUGCAAAUUUUAUCAGCCUGGGCAAGAAACAACUCUUAUCAGCAGCGCCCACUUAUCGCUUCAGUUUUUUCUCAAUUAUCACGUUCUGCAAUAGAAAUCGUAACGAUAAUUGCCCUUCGUAUGGGUGUUGCUUUGAUCCACGUUUUACCUGCGUCGCGAAACGGCCUGCUCGACGGUGGCGAUUGGCAUUACGUUCUGUGUCAGAAAAUUCCACUUUUCAGUUGCUAUUCUGAGGAUGAACUCGUCGAUAAUCUGAUGCACCUUCUAGCGCGAUUAUCCGAUCACAACCAAAGCGUUUCGAUGCUGGUCGAUCUAUCGCAAGAACUGGUCACCGUCUGGUCCAGCAAGAGUGCUAUCCAGAAAACCUCAUUCGAGCAGCACCUGUAUCUAUCCAAGCUUCUUCUGCUGGCAAUCGCCUAUCGACACCAAUUCAAAGUAAGACCUCUGACCGGCAAUGAAACUCAAGAAUUGCGAAGAUUGCUUUUCGGAGGACUAAAGUGUCAUCUGGAGUCGCCGGCAAAAAAUAUGCGUUGCGUUGGAAUGAUUGUUAGCGAAGUGAUUCUGGGAAUGUUCGACGAAAAAACCGUAAAAGAGGAAGAUCGUCUUCGAUUUGAUUUCGAAGGAAUGGAUAAGCAAACGCUUGACAUGGUAAAUGACUUGAGAAACUUCAAUAAGCGAUGCAAGUUUUUAGAAGAUGAACAUUCUCAAGGUAUUAUUGCAGAACAAGAACUGACCGAUGAGCUGGUGGAGAGAAUGUUCGAAAACAACAGCGUUAGCAAGCAUCCACGGUUGAACAUUUUGUCAGUCGAACAGCCAGUCACCGUUGUUCAAAGCGAAAUCUUAUCCGUCGAGCUGCCCCGGUGCAAAAGUCCGCUCAAAGAACGCAAGCACGGUGACAGUGAUGAUUCCGAGUUGGAUUCUGACGAUGACUUAGAGCCGUUCGACAUGACCAACGACAGCAAAAUCGAGCAGGACAAAUUUCGUCCAAAAUAUCUGCUAGACCUACGCGAAGCUCUUAUAAGCAGCUCGGAUCAACAAUCCCCCGAACUGUUCGAAUAUGCCGUUCAAACUGCUCCCGAACUAAUCGACCAACAGUUGGCUAAUAACGAUCCAAAACUUGCCCUAGAUCUACUGCAGAUCUUUCUUACCCUCGAAAGCCGUUGCUAUGUAGAGAACUUCGAAGAACUAAAAUUUUCCUCUCUCGUUGCUAUUUGCACCACAUUUCCGCAACAAUGCGCCGAAUAUUUGUGCCGGGAGUUCCACGCCGACUUAAGCAAAUACUCUCUGAACAGACGGAUUCUGAUGCUGGACAUCCUAGCUCAGACGGCCAAAACCCUAUCCAACCUAAACCAAACGGAACGAAUCACUGUAUCAAAGCCAAAUAAUGACGGUAAAACAACACCUACCAAAGUGGAUUCUCUCCAGCUAAAAUUCCACGAAGAAAACGAACUUCUCCGCAAACGUCAACUCGCUGAACAGGUCAUUCGCGAACGGAUCGCAGCGAAAACUCGUCGAUUCCAUGCAGUGCGCCCGGUUUCGAACCGCACCUCCAGCGUCAAUCGUUUCGCACCGGUGGCCGGGUGGUUCUUUUUCCCGUUGCUACGCGGAUUCGGCUCGAAUCGAUUUCUGUUCACCGCGAAUCUAAGGUUCCAGUACGACGCGGAUAAUCUGCUGCUAACGACGUUCCUGCAGACCCUGUCGGUGCUGAUGCUGUCCGCGGAAAAUUGCCCCAUCGUAGCCAAACUGGCUCGCGAGCUGUUCGAUCUGAGUGCAAUGGUGCGAUUCGCCGAGGAGCCGAAGGUGCGACUAUCGGUGCUGCAGGUGCUGGCUGCGGUACUGAUGGCCACCCCGAAGCAGAUGCUUCAGCGGGAUUUCUACCGCGAUCUAAUCGAGCUAAGGCAGUGGUUGGAAGAAUGUGUGCAAAGCAGUGUGGUGCGUAACGAACGCAACGAAGAUUGCCGUGAGCUGGCGAAGCACGUGCUCGUGAUGUGCUACAAUUUGUUUGCCGAAGAUUGAGGGAAAAGUGAGUUGUUGGAAAUGCAGAAAAAAAAAUGUUUGAAAUAUUUGAUAAUAAAAGUUUCUUAAUGUGAAGUGUGUUUUUAUGUUAGUAAAGUUGAUCGAAUCUAUAACGUUAAGCUAUUUGAGUCAAAUGCUUGUUUCUAUUCGCCGUAGCCAGGAAAUUUCCACCGUUUUUAAAACCUAUCAACAAGUGUUAUAAUUCUAC